UAUACAGUUGUCUACAAGUUAAGGAAAUAGAGAGACCCCUCUCUUUCCUUACUCUUACAUUAACCCCUCAACUCCCCCUUCUUAAGAAACACUCUUUGCUCUGCUUUCCCCAACCCAAAAAUUGUUACAAAAAAGUCCAUUUCAGGAAGAUUGCAUUAUUAGCCACAGAAAAAAAAAAAUGAGAACUAGCAACCAUUUAAUAGGUUUACUAAACUUCUUCACUUUCUUGGCCUCAAUCCCAAUAUUAGGUGGUGGAAUAUGGCUAAGCAGCAGAGCAAACAACACAGACUGCUUGAAAUUCCUUCAAUGGCCAUUAAUAGUAAUUGGAGUUUCAAUUAUGGUUGUUUCUUUAGCUGGAUUUGCUGGUGCUUGUUAUAGAAACACUUUCCUUAUGUACCUUUAUCUAUGGGCUAUGUUCUUUAUCAUAGCUGCUUUGAUUGGAUUUGUCAUCUUUGCUUAUGCUGUCACUGAUAAAGGGUCGGGUCGACCCGUCUUGAACCGGGUUUACUUGGAGUAUCACUUGCAGGAUUAUUCGGGUUGGCUUGAGGAAAGGGUUACAAGUCAGAGUUAUUGGAUGAAGAUCAGUUCUUGUAUUAGAGAUUCACAUGUUUGUGCUAAGACAAGAAGGACUUACAAUAGUAUUCCUGAGAGUGCUGAGAUGUUUUACCUCAGAAAACUUAGUCCUGUUGAGUCUGGUUGCUGCAAGCCUCCUACAGAAUGUGGCUAUGUUUAUCAGAAUGAGACAGUUUGGAUUCCAGGAGGAGGGCUAGUUGGAGCUGAUCCAGAUUGUGUUAAUUGGAACAAUGAUCAAGGGCAGCUUUGCUACAAUUGUAACUCUUGCAAAGCUGGCGUACUGGCUAGCAUUAGAAAGAGUUGGAGAAAGGUGUCUGUCAUCAAUAUUGUGAUAUUGAUCAUUCUCGUGAUCAUGUAUAUGGUCGCUAUCGCUGCGUUUAGGCACAACAAACGGAUCGAUAACGAUGAGCCUUACGGAGAAACUAGGAUGGAGAAGUCUCAACCUAGCAGGAUACACUUCUAAGAUCAGUUUCCACACAACAUCAGAGUAAAGCUUGAAAUGUAUUUUUUAUGUUUGGUAAGUCUAGUAGUCUUGUUAGAACAAAAUGCUUUGUUUAUACUUCUACAUUCAAUUUUCUUCCCAAGAAAACUUGACUGUAAAUCUUGUAUUAAGUGUGGUAUCUUUUCCUUUAAUUAAAUUCCAAAACUAUCUUAGUAUUUC
Molecule: messenger RNA, 1234 nt
Organism: Nicotiana tabacum (common tobacco)
Lineage: Eukaryota; Viridiplantae; Streptophyta; Magnoliopsida; Solanales; Solanaceae
Product: tetraspanin-3
Biological process (GO): auxin-activated signaling pathway
Cellular component (GO): membrane
Source: RefSeq, a predicted model, not a curated record